UUAAUUAUUCAGUAUAUUUUUUUCUUAUUUUUCUUCCUGUAAACAAGGAAAAAAUUAUUAAGUUAAUUACAAAAUAACAACAACAACUAAAAAAAUAUUUUAAAAAUUUUGAAAAUGCAUAAAGAAAAAAAGUGACCUUUAAAUUGUUUCUAAGAUGAAAAAACGUGAUACCAAAAUUUCUUUUUCAGUGUAAACAAUUUUAAUUGUGUUUCAAAUAAAUUUUUAACUAUUAAAUUUUAUAGCAAGAAGUAAAAAACAAAAAAAACUAGCCAAACAUCUGGAUUAACCCGUUAAAUCAUCUGUAAAUUAGGAAAAGAAAGAAAACAAAAAACCAAAAACAAUUUUAAAUAUAAAUCAUGUGAUUUCAAAGGAAAUUUCACUUUUAAAUUAAUUAAAAGUAAAACAACUAUCCAACAAAAUUCAACAUUUCGCAUUAACCGUUAUUGAACAAAAACAAAAUUACUAAUCAAUACCGAGUAUACGAUGACCGUAUGUCAAAAAACGAUGAAACGGCCGAGAAUAAAUCGUAGACAGAAAGUAAGGACAAAGAAAGGAAAAACUAAGGAAAAAAAAAUACAAACUCGAUACUAAAAAAAAAACAAAUUACUCUUUUAAAAGGAAAGCAAAUAUUGGAAGCCCCCCCGCCCUGCAAAAUUUGUAAUCCAUUUUUAUUUAAUCUUUUAUUAUUUCGGAUAAGUAAAAUUCUACUUGUCGAAAAAAUUUCACCAACAAAUUAUUCACCAUUCCUCAUUUUUGUUUAUUAUUCAUAAAUUUUUGGAAAUUUAUUUUGGAAAAAUUUUCAUGCUUUACAAAAGUACAAAAACUAAAUUAUUUUAAAUUAUAAAAACAAACUUUAUACAAAACGGAAAACAAAAAAAUCGAUUUGGGAGACGAAAGCACAAAAUUAUGGUCUUAAAUUUUUUAUUAAUAUCAACUGUGAUAAAAUCAACUUUUGGAGUUGUUACAACUGGUCUAUGGUUAAUACCGUUAAUAUUAGCUGCAAUAUCAUUUUAUCAUUAUGAUCGUUUUGAUCCAGAAUCACGUGUUGUCGAUCAAAAUAUUUUUCAUGCUGAAUAUGAUUUUAUUGUAAUUGGUGGUGGUUCAGCUGGUGCUGUUGUUGCAAAUCGUUUAACUGAAGUACCAAAAUGGAAUGUUUUACUUUUAGAGGCUGGACCAGAUGAAAAUGAAAUUUCUGAUGUACCAUCAUUAGCAGCAUAUUUACAAUUAAGUAAAUUAGAUUGGCAAUAUAAGACUGAACCAACAAAUAAAGCAUGCCUUGGUAUGAAAAAUAAUCGUUGUAAUUGGCCACGCGGUAAAGUAUUAGGUGGUUCUAGCGUAUUAAAUUAUAUGCUUUAUGUACGCGGUAAUCGUUUAGAUUAUGAACAUUGGGAAUCACUUGGUAACGAUGGUUGGGGUUAUAAUGAAGUAUUAAAAUAUUUUAAAAAAUCUGAAGAUAAUCGUAAUCCAUAUUUAGAAAAAAAUCCAUAUCAUGGACGUGGUGGGUAUUUAACUGUACAAGAAUCACCAUGGCAUACACCAUUAGUAGCAGCAUUUGUUGAAGCUGGUCGUGAAAUCGGUUAUGAAAAUCGUGAUAUUAAUGGUCAAAAACAAACUGGUUUUAUGAUUGCACAAGGUACAAUUAGACGUGGUAGCAGAUGUAGUACAGCAAAAGCAUUUUUACGUCCAAUACGUUUACGUCGAAAUUUACAUGUUUCAAUGAAUUCACAUGUUACUAAAAUCUAUUUUGAUUUAAAUAAUAUGAGAGCAAAAUCAGUGAAAUUUGUUAAAAAUGGUAAAACAUAUAGAAUAAAAGUUAAAAAAGAAAUUAUAUUAUCAGCUGGUGCUAUAAAUACUCCACAAAUAAUGAUGUUAUCUGGUAUUGGACCACGUCAACAUUUAGAAGAAUUAGGUAUUAAAGUAUUAAAAGAUUUACCGGUCGGUGAAAAUUUACAAGAUCAUGUUGGUGUUGGUGGUCUAACAUUUCUUGUUGAUAAACCAGUUGCUAUUGUACAAGAACGUUUUAAUGCACCAGCAUUAACAUUUCAAUAUGUAUUAAGAAAUCGUGGUCCAAUGACAACAUUAGGCGGUGUUGAAGGUUUAGCAUUUGUACAUACAAUUUAUUCAAAUGAUAGUUUAGAUUGGCCAGAUAUACAAUUUCAUAUGGCACCAGCAUCAAUUAAUUCAGAUAAUGGUGCUAGAGUUAAACAUGUUUUAGGUUUAAAAGAAACAUUAUAUCGUGAUGUUUAUAAACCAAUUGCUAAUAAAGAUAGUUGGACAAUAAUGCCAUUAUUAUUGAGACCACGUUCAAGAGGUUGGGUACGUUUAAAAUCAAAAAAUCCAUUUCAAAUACCAAUAAUGAAUCCAAAUUAUUUUACUGAUCCUUUUGAUAUUAAAACAAUUGUUGAAGGUACUAAAAUUGCAUUACGUGUUGCAAAAGCAAAAGUUUUUCAACAAUUUGGUUCAAGAUUAUAUCAAAAACCAUUAACAAAUUGUAAAAAUUAUCAAUUUUUAAGUGAUGAAUAUUUAGAAUGUCAUGCACGUACAAUAUCAAUGACAAUAUAUCAUCCAUGUGGUACAGCUAAAAUGGGUCCACCAUGGGAUAAUGAAGCUGUUGUUGAUUCACGUUUACGUGUUUAUGGUGUUCGAGGUUUAAGAGUUAUUGAUGCUAGUAUUAUGCCAACAAUAACAAGUGGUAAUACAAAUGCACCAGUUAUUAUGAUUGGUGAAAAGGGAGCUGAUAUGAUUAAAGAAGAUUGGAUGUCAAAUCCAGCUUAUAAAUUUGCAGAUAUCAGUGAACGUACAAAUAUUAUUGAAUCCCAUUAAUUAAUUUUUUUUUUUUUUGUAUUUAAUUGAAAGUUGGAAGUGCUACCUAUAAUGUGCCAUUUUAUAUUUUAAAAUUUCUUUAAUACAUGAACCAAUUUCUUAAAUUAUAUACAAAUUUCAUUCCUUCAAACAUUCAUCACAAACAACAAAACUUAAGCUUUAUUUAUUCAAAUUAAGUGAAAAAUAAGAUCAGAAUUAGAAAUUUCUAUACUUUGCAGUUACUUUUACAUAAUUUGAACAACUCUGUGGUGCUUAUUAUUUUAUUGAAAUCGUAAACGUAUACGCAUUAACAACAAACGUCAAAGCAAUUGCAUUGAAAGUAAACAGAUAAUUAGCAAUAAUUGACAACAAUGUUGACGUUGUCAAUAAUGAGCACCUUUGACAUUUACAUUUGACAAAUUCUCAUUAAUUCUUUUAUUUUUAUUUAAAAUUUUUCAUGUUUUUUGUUCUAAUUAUAAUUUUUGAUUAGUAUUAAUUAAACAAUGAAAAGCGAGUCAUUAAUUUUUAUAUUUAUUUAUAAUAGAAAGAGAAAGAGAGAUAGAGAAAAGAAAAUUUAUUUUUAUUUAAAUUAGUUCAUCCUUAUUAUUUUUUUAAAGAAAGCUAAAAUUUAAAUAAAGAAUAGUUUUAAGUCGCGAAAUUUUCUAAUACUAGGUAAAUAUUUUUUAUGAAAACCAUGUAUGUAUAAAUAAGUAUGUAUUAAAUUUGUUCCAAAUUGUAAAAUAUUUAGGUAAAAUAUUGCAAAUUUAUUUUGGAAAAUUACCAAAAAAACACAAGCAUAUGAACGUGUG
Messenger RNA from Condylostylus longicornis, 3611 nucleotides. Its product is annotated as glucose dehydrogenase [FAD, quinone]. The record is from RefSeq and is a predicted model, not a curated record. The coding region runs from base 907 to 2823 and encodes 638 amino acids. Gene Ontology annotation, molecular function: flavin adenine dinucleotide binding; oxidoreductase activity, acting on CH-OH group of donors. NCBI's taxonomy places the organism in Eukaryota, Metazoa, Arthropoda, Insecta, Diptera, Dolichopodidae. The transcript is spliced from 2 exons.